CUCAGAGCGCGGCCCCGCGGCGCGGCCCCGGCGGCGGAGCAUGGCGGGCGCGGGGGGCGCGGGGGGCGCGGGGGCGGCGGCCCCGGUGCCGGUGCCCCCCUGGUACCACCGGGACCUGAGCCGGGCGGCGGCCGAGGAGCAGCUGGCGCGGGCCGGGCGGGACGGCAGCUUCCUGGUGCGGGACAGCGAGAGCGUGGCGGGGGCCUACGCGCUCUGCCUGCUGUUCCAGAAGCACGUGCACACCUACCGCAUCCUGCCGGACGAGGAGGAUUUCCUGGCCGUGCAGACGUCACAGGGGGUGCAGGUGCGGCGCUUCAAGACGCUCAGCGAGCUGAUCGCCCUGUACCUGCAGCCCAACCAGGGGCUGGUCUGCACCCUGCUCUUCCCUGUCGAGAGGGAGAAGGAGAAGGAGACCGUGGAGGACAGGGACUACUCGGAUGGAGAGGAUGAGAAGCCACCGUUGCCACCACGCUCCGGCUCCACCAGUUUCUCUGGCACCUCAGCGGGGCUCAGCCCCACUGGCCUGGGACCAUCUGUGUCGGAGAGGCCAGUGGAGAGCACCAAUGGGCUCAGCAGCAUCUCUCAUGAGUACCUGAAGGGCAGCUACACCCUGGAUCUGGAGGCAGUGAAGGGAGGGGCCAACAGCCUCCCCCACCUCAACAAGACUCUCGUCACCUCCUGCAAACGGCUGCACAGUGAGGUGGACAAGGUGCUGGCAGGGCUGGAGAUCCUCUCCAAGGUGUUUGACCAGCAGAGCUCCCCCAUGGUCUCCAAGAUCCUGCAACAGACAGCAGGGCAGAGUGGAGAGCAGGAGCUGGAGAACCUGGUGCUGAAACUCUCUGUGCUGAAAGAUUUCCUGUCCUCCAUCGAGAAGAAGGCACUGAAGGCCCUGCAGGAGAUGAGCUCAGCCACCCCUGCCACCCCCCCUCAACCCCUCUCCCGCAAGGCCAAGAGCAUCCCAGUGCAGACCUUCGAGGUGAAGCUGGAUAUCACCCUGGGGGACCUGACCAAGAUUGGGAAGUCACAGAAGUACACGCUGAGCGUGGAUGUGGAGGGGGGUAAACUAGUGGUGCUGAAGAAGCAGAAGGACUCCCAGGAGGACUGGAACACCUUCACCCAUGACAAGAUCCGACAGCUGAUCAAGUCACAGCGGGUGCAGAACAAGCUGGGCAUCGUUUUUGAGAAGGAAAAGGAUAAAACGCAGCGGAAAGACUUUGUUUUUGUCAGUGCUCGGAAGCGUGAGGCCUUCUGUCAGCUUCUGCAGCUGAUGAAGAACAAGCAUUCUCACCAGGACGAGCCUGACAUGAUCUCUGUCUUCAUUGGCACCUGGAACAUGGGCAGCGUUCCCCCCCCCAAGAACAUCACCUCGUGGAUCACCUCCAAGGGGUUGGGCAAGACCCUGGAUGAGGUGACGAUGGCCAUACCGCAUGACAUCUACGUCUUCGGCACCCAGGAGAACUCUCUGGGAGACAAGGAGUGGGUGGACUUCCUGCGCACCGUCCUCAAGGACUUCACAGAGGUUGAGUACCGCCCGGUGGCCAUGCAGUCCCUGUGGAACAUCAAGGUGGUGGUGCUGGUGAAGCCAGAGCACGAGAACCGCAUCAGCCAUGUCAGCACCUCCAGCGUCAAGACAGGGAUCGCCAACACCCUGGGGAACAAGGGUGCUGUGGGUGUCUCCUUCAUGUUCAAUGGCACUUCCUUUGGCUUUGUCAACUGCCACCUCACCUCUGGCAACGAGAAGACGGCACGGAGGAACCAGAACUACCUGGACAUCCUGCGUCUGCUCUCGCUGGGGGACAAGCAGCUGAGCUCCUUUGACAUCUCUCUUCGCUUCACCCACCUCUUCUGGUUCGGGGACCUCAAUUACCGCCUAGACAUGGACAUCCAGGAGAUCCUCAACUACAUCAGCCGCAAGGAGCUGGAGCCGCUGCUGAAGGUGGAUCAGCUCAAUCUGGAGAAGGAGAAGCACAAGGUGUUCCUGCGCUUUGGUGAGGAGGAGAUCACCUUCCCCCCAACCUACCGCUACGAGCGGGGCUCCCGGGACACCUAUGUCUGGCACAAGCAGAAGCCCACAGGGGUGCGUACCAACGUGCCCUCCUGGUGUGACCGCAUCCUCUGGAAGUCCUACCCCGAGACUCACGUCAACUGCAACGCUUAUGGCUGCACAGAUGACAUUGUCACCAGUGACCACUCACCCGUCUUCGGCUCCUUCGAAGUGGGAGUGACAUCCCAGUUCGUUUCCAAAAAAGGGCUCUCCAAGUCCUCAGAGCAGGCGUACAUCGAGUUUGAGAGCAUAGAAGCCAUCGUGAAGACUUCCAGUCGCACCAAGUUUUUCAUCGAGUUCUAUUCUACGUGCCUGGAAGAGUUCAAGAAGAGCUUCGAGAACGACAGCCAGAGCAGUGACAACAUCAACUUCCUCAAGGUGCAGUGGUCAUCCCGGCAGCUGCCCACGCUGAAGCCCAUCCUCUCUGAGAUUGAGUACCUGCAGGACCAGCACCUCCUGCUCACCGUCAAAUCCCUUGAUGGUUACGAGUCCUACGGGGAGUGUGUCAUUGCCCUGAAGUCGAUGAUUGGCAGCACAGCACAGCAGUUCCUCACCUACCUGUCCCACCGCGGUGAGGAGACCGGCAAUAUCCGUGGCUCCAUGAAGGUCUGGGUGCCCACGGAGCGCCUGGGCACCCGCGAGAGGCUCUAUGAGUGGAUCAGCAUCGAUAAGGAUGAGACGACAGCCAGCAAAGGGAAGGUGCUGCUUGGUGCCAGGGCCACGCAGGACAAUGCCAAGUCCGCGGGGCGGAAGCCCAGCAGUGCUGAGCCCCCCAGCAGCAUCCUGGCGAAGCUCCCGGAGGAGCCCGAGAAGAGCGGCACCGCGGCAGCGCCGCGUCCGCCCGCCCCGCACCGCAGCACCCCCCGGGAUGAGGCCACCCCAGGCCGGUCCAAGGCGGAGGCAAUGCCGGAGCUCUCAGGGGGUCCCCUGAAGAACAGCUUCAACAACCCAGCGUACUACGUGCUGGAGGGGGUCCCCCACCAGCUGCUGGUGCCGGGGGACCCCGGCAAGCCCCCCAAGGCCAAGGUGCAGCUGGCAGUGCCGGAGCGCUGCCAGUGCCCCUCGGCAUGCUGUGGUGGCGAGAGCGAUGAGGAGGAGGACCUGGGCACUCUGAACCUGCCGCCGCCGGAUUUCCCCCCACCGCCCCUGCCGCGGGAGCUGGAGCUGCCCCCAAACCCCUUCUUGGGCACCCCCAAGGAGCUGCUGGUAUCCAGCGGGUGUGAGGACCCCAAAUCCCACCCUGCUGCCUUCGGAGAGGCUCCCCUGCCCAAGCUGCAGCCCCGGCCGCCCCCAGCCGCCAGGGCUGGGUUUGGGAUGGAGGGGGCUGGGGGGAUGCCUGCAGUUGGGGGACUGCCCACUCCCGGGGGCCUGCCGGCUGGGCUGAUGGAUGACCGCUCCUGCUCGGUGCUGCAGAUGGCCAAGACAUUGAGUGAGGUGGACUACGGGGGUGGGAAGGAGAGGGUGGUCCCCCCGCCGCCGCUGCUGGCCAAGGGGGCGUUGCCUCCCCGCUGCCUGCACCCUGACUACGGCCGCCCCCUCGCCUUCCCUCCCCACUCCAUCCAGGAGAGCAUCCAGGAGGACCUGGCUGAGGAGGUGGGUGAAGCAGGGUGGGUGGGGGUGCUCAGCGCCUCAGCCGGGGCUCCCUUGGGGGUGCCCGGUGGUGCUGAGGCUGUUGGGGUGCAGGCGCUGGGCCGCGGCGGGGGCACCGUGCCCGCUGUGGGCGAGUGGCUGCGGGCGCUGGGGCUGGAGCGGUACGAGGAGGGGCUGGUGCGCAACGGCUGGGACGACCUGGAGUUCCUCAGUGACAUCACGGAGGAGGACCUGGAGGAGGCUGGAGUGCUGGAGCCUGGCCACAAGCGCAUCCUUCUGGAGAGCCUCCAGCUCCGCAAGUAGCUGCCACGGCACAGCCAGCAUCCCGUGCUUCCCAUGGCCCAGCAUCCCAGAUCCUGCAGCCCUGCGUCUCAGACCUUGCAGUAGUGUGUCCUGUGGCCCUGCAUCCCACAGAUGUGCAUCCUGGAUCCCGUGGCUGUGCAUUCUGUAUCCUGCUGCCACAUAUCCUGGACCCUGUGGCCCUGCAUCCUGCAGCUGAGCAUCCCAGAUCCUGCGGCCAUGCAUCCCAGAUCCCUCAGAUCCUGUGGCCGUGUGUCCACAGCCCAGCAUCCUGUGACCACAAACCCUGGGUCCCAUGGAUGUGCGUCCCAGAUCCUGCAGCUGUGCAUCCUGCAGCUGAGGGUCCUUCAUCCCACAGUCCCACAUCCUGCAUCCAUUCAUCCCACCAUCACCAGCAGCAAGUGGGAGCCCCGUGACCUCCACAGCCCACCCCCACCCUGGAUGCAGGGUAAUGGGAAGGGGGAGUGGGGGACAGGGGGUGGUGGGUCCUGGUCAGAUAAUUUCACAUGAGGAUCCCUACGGGGUUCCCUCACAUUUUAAGUUAUUUUUUAUUUAUUGGGAGAGGGGAUGGGGGAAGAGGUGUUUGGGGGUAACCUUUGGGAUCCUGGCUCCCCCAUGACCCUCACAGCUAGGAGGAGGAGGCUCUGAGCAGUCAUGUCUCCACCCAAGUGCCUUCAUGAUGCCUGGGAUGGGAUGGGAUGGGAUGGGAUGGGAUGGGAUGGGAUGGGAUGGGAUGGGAUGGGAUGGGAUGGGAUGGGAUGGGAUGGCUCAGCCAGCCCCCAUAGACAACACUAGGCCCAGCUCAGGGUCCUUCUCCCCAACUCUUAAGGAUUCUGUCCACACCCUGAAGGUCCCAUCCCCACUGUGAGGGUUCCUGUCUCCACCCUGAAGGUCCCUGUCCCCAAGAUGGAUGUCCCACUCCCACCCUGGAAAAUCCCCAUCCCUGGGGGUCCCAUCCCUUUGCUGUAGGUCCCUGUCCCAGCUCCAGAGGAUCCUGUUCCCACCCUGGACCUCAUAUCUGCACACUUGGGGUUCUACCCCCACUUCGAUGAUUCCCAUCCCUGCUCUGGAUGUGCUGUCCCCACCCCUGGGGGUUCCUGUCCUCACCCCAUGGGUCCCUGUCCCCAUCUCCGGGGGUUCUAUCUCUACCCCAGGAGUCCCUGUCACCAUUCCUGGGGGUCCCAUCCCCAUUAUGGUGGUUCCUGUUCCCACCUUGGGGGUGCUGUCCCCAUUCCCAGGGGUCCCUCCCCCACCCUGAGGGUCCAUCCCACCCUGAGGGUCCAUUCCCAGGGGUCCUGUUGUUCCCGUGCUGGGGAUUCCGUCCCUACCCCCGGAGUCCUGUCCCCACCCCGGGGGUCCCAUUCCCACGUGGCAGGGCCCCCAUCCCCACUCUGGGAGUGCCUGUCCCCGUGCUGGGAGUCCCAUCCCCAGCCUGGGAAUCCUGUCACAGCAGAGCCAGCUCAGUGCCUUCCCCCAGAGCCCACCCCACACCACCAGUGCCUCCGGGGCAGCUCCCCCACUCCAGCCCGUUUGCCCGUUAGGGGCUCGCUGGGUCUGUCCCCCACGGGGGUUUGUGUGCCCCUGGGGACAGCGGGGCUGGCAGCAGGGUCUCCCUGUGGGUGCUCAGCCCCCAGCCUUGCCAAGUGUCCUUCCAGGAGGGUCCCCAGGCUGGGAGUCCCCAGGACAGGGGUCCUCCCACUGUGCUUUCCCCACUGGGAUGCUCCCUCCAGGCUCUCCCUGUCCUCGGGGGGGAUGGGGGUGAUGCUGCCCCCAGACCCCCAACCCCUCACUCCGGCUGAGAUGAAGGAAGGGCCAGGUGCCCCUGGCAUACCCCAGCAUCCCCCCUCUGUUACUGGGGUGUUUGGUGGGAACUCCCCCCCGCUGAACCCCCAGCUCCUGUGUUUGGUAAAUCUGGAGUGAUUUUUAUCAUGUUCAUGCAAUGGGUGUGGUGAAGCUCUCAGCAGGGCGAGGUGGGGAAGGGUCUGGGGAGGGGGGCAAGAUGGGGAACCCAGGGGGAAGAACUGGAUCCCAUCUGUGACCCCUCCAAGCUGUCUGUACUGGUCCCAGCAAGGUGGGGACCAGGUCCCUUGUCACCUUCCUGCCCAUCUUGAGUACCUCAGACCACUCCCCAAACAGCCUGGCAUGCUCCUUUCACCAUCCCAAUGCCCACAAGACCUUCUUCAUCAUCACCUCCCCCCAAAGGGCCCCUAGAGGCCAGGGGGGCUAUGUGGGGCACCCCUCUCCUCACCCCACUUGAGGGGGCUUCCCAGGGGUGCCCCUUCAGCUCCCUACAGCUGCUUGGGGUCUUCAAGUGGGGGGCACCCAAAAUACUCCCUGAGGUGCUGGGGGUCUGUGGCAUCACUUGGGGGGCUCUGGUGGGUUUCAGAGGGUCCAGGGGUGGGGACUGUGCAGUCCCCCCACCCCUGCAACCCCUGUUGAGGGUGGGGUGCAACAAGGGCUGAGGGCCAGCAGCAGUGUCAAUAAAUUAAGUUUAAUUUGGA
Molecule: messenger RNA, 6435 nt
Organism: Passer domesticus (house sparrow)
Lineage: Eukaryota; Metazoa; Chordata; Aves; Passeriformes; Passeridae
Gene: INPPL1
Product: inositol polyphosphate phosphatase like 1
Exons: 27
Coding region: 41-3937 (1298 amino acids)
Biological process (GO): negative regulation of insulin-like growth factor receptor signaling pathway; regulation of immune response; phosphatidylinositol dephosphorylation
Cellular component (GO): cytosol
Molecular function (GO): inositol-polyphosphate 5-phosphatase activity; protein binding
Source: RefSeq, a predicted model, not a curated record